AUGGCUCAAAUUCAUUUUUUUUAUAUUUCUAACCUUAAAAAUGAACUUCAUUAUUAUGGAAAAGAGUUAUCUGAAAGUGAACUACAUGAUAGUGCAUUAGCUUUAACUACUUAUGCUGAUAUGGAAAAUAAUAGUAUGGGACCAGAACAAAAUGAAGAUGUUUUGGAAUCUGCUCAAUCGAAUAAUAACAGACUUGCAAUUGGCCUAAUAGUCAAUUUUUCACAUACAAAUUUUGGUGGGCAAGAUAAUGCUGAAAAAUUAUCUUAUACAACACAAAGAAGUGGCAAUAUGGAAUUCGAUCCUGUAGUAAUUGUAGAAAGGGAAUUUCAAUUUGUUAAUGAUGAUUUAUUAUAA
Molecule: messenger RNA, 354 nt
Organism: Racocetra fulgida
Lineage: Eukaryota; Fungi; Glomeromycota; Glomeromycetes; Diversisporales; Gigasporaceae
Source: the annotation of a GenBank genome assembly